UUGAGUGAGAUGAAUUCUGGCAUUUUGUGAAACUCAAUUCUGAUUGGUCACAAAUCCUGUGAUGUCGGGGCUCAACCCAUUCCAUCUUGGCUGAGAGAAGUGUUUGGAGAUUUCUAAGUCUUUUUUUUCUGUAGCUUUCCCCAGCUCUGCAUUCCAACUAAAAGCUUCUCUGUAGCUGUUCCCUUUCGCCCACCAUGAGUUGUCCCUUGGUAAGCUUGCUCCUUGUUGGACUGCUUCACCACACCACGAUGGCAGUCCGAAUGGACAAACUAGCAGAUCGCAAGACGUGCGGAGAUGCAGAAUGUUCAUAUGUUCUUUCAAUGGCCACAGCUGUGGAUGACUUCAUUGCUCCUGACUGCAGAUUCAUCAACAUUAAAAAGGGUCAGAUGGUUUAUGUGUAUUCUAAACUCAUACCACCAGAUGGCGCUGGAGUAUUCUGGUAUGGAAGUGUGUACAGUGAGCGGUAUGUGGACCAGAUGGGUAGAACGGGAUAUUUCCCUGCAACUGUGGUGAAAGAGACCAGGACGUUUACAGACAACACAGUUCGGAAGCAGACCACUGAUAUGGACUUCUAUUGUGAUUAGUGGACAAGAGACUGAAUAUUUUUUAGUUUCCCUUUCAUUAUCCUGUUUUUUUUAUAAAGAGCAUUCAUCUCUGUCAAAUUUAUACAUCAUGUAUAAAAAUAAUUUGAUGUAUUGCGUUUAGGAAGACAAUUUCAGAUUCUUCUCUCUUUGUAACACUUCUUUCUACCUUUGCUGUUUACAUAAAAUUUUAAGUUCAAGUGAUUUUUUUAAAUAAGAAAAAAUAUAUGUAACUUCAAAUGAAAAACAAUAAAGGAACAGAUUUCUUUUCUGUGAUGGGAAUUGGGUAAUUUUCUAUUUCUGUCAGAGUGUAGAUAUAUUAUAAAAUUCAAAAUGCCAUAAUUAGCAUUAGCCAUAAUUAGUAGUCUUCAUGCUGAAUAAAUCAGAUUCUUUUCUUUUACUUGAGAUGUGUGUUGAUAAAUAUACAACCUUGCUAUGUAUCCACAUGUGAAUGUUAAAGUUUAUAGUUAUCCAGUACAAAGAUGUCAUGACUGUUGUGGACAACAAAGGAAAUGCCCCAAAUCCUAGCACAGACAAUCAGAGAGACACAAAUGUUAACUCAAAAAUUAAACCUAAUAAUAAGCGUAUAGACAUUUGUUCCAAAAGUUAUUUUGUUACAUAGGAGAACUACACACAGGCAACAACUGGAGCAAAAUGGCAAAGAAAACUAAAGACUGGCAGAUGGGAGAUUCAGAAAACAGAAAAUAAAGUAAUAAUAUUAAUUUAUUCAUCACAUUGUUAAUCCAUAUCCAACAUUACUUCAGUUUGUUGACAAGAAUUCAAUGGUUUGUUAGAAGUCAUUAAUGACUAAGCAGCAUCCAUCACCUGAAAGGGAGAAAGAGGAUACCACAACUACUACCAUGACAAAUCUACCAAGACAUGACAAUCUACCUAAAUGAACAGGCUGUGGAAAGAGCAUUAAUCAGAGAAGCAGUCAAGAGUCCCAUGAUGAGUCUUGAGGGGCUGCAGAGAUCCAAACAAGAGGUAUAAUCAGGGAACAGAACAUCUGCUGCUUCUCCGCUCUACAUAUAUAGUCUAAGAUUGGUAAGAAGAAAAUCAGUUUUAAGCCAAAAUCAUAAAUUGUGAUUAUGUCAUAAAAUGUUGGUGACAUGACAAACCUAUGAAAGAAGGCGCUCUGAGUCUGAACCUUUUGGGCUACAAGCAACUGAAAUUCAUCUUGGAAAUUAUGUUCAAAGAAGUUGUCCUUUUAGUCUGAUUGAAACUGAGCUAUUUUGCAAAUAAGAUUUUGUGAAAACGUUUGAUUUAUGGAUGUGCAAAGCUCACAAAGAUAUACCCAAAAGAGAGACCAACUGCUAUAAUAGCAGUGUAAGAUGGUGCAACAAAGCAUUGACUUAAUGUGAUGAAAUACAUAUUUACGUCACAUUUUUAAAAUAUAUUUGUUUAAAGAAAAGAAACAAAAACUAGUAGAAUUUGCCUUCCAAUGCUCCCAUUUGUGUUUUUGAAUAAAGUAUAGCCAGAAUUAAUUAAAUUGAAGCAUCUGUUUUUACAGUGUUGAAAUGUAUAAAAGUUCAGAGAGGAAGGAAUAUCUUCAGAAGGCACUGUAACACAAACUGUAUACUAGAAAUAAAACAGCCUCCCUGCAGAAA
This is a messenger RNA of Xiphophorus couchianus (Monterrey platyfish), 2188 nucleotides long. RefSeq names its product otoraplin. Gene Ontology annotation, molecular function: protein binding. The record is from RefSeq and is a predicted model, not a curated record. NCBI's taxonomy places the organism in Eukaryota, Metazoa, Chordata, Actinopteri, Cyprinodontiformes, Poeciliidae. Gene Ontology annotation, biological process: cartilage condensation. Bases 195 to 584 code for a protein of 129 amino acids. The transcript is spliced from 4 exons.